AUGAGUCUUCGUUACGACGGUCUGGUUGUGGUGGUGACUGGGGCUGGGGCUGGGCUCGGCCGCGCUUAUGCCGAGUUCUUUGCCUCUAGGGGUGCCAAAGUCGUUGUGAAUGAUCUGGGAAGCUCUUUACAAGGAAAAGGAAUCAGUGUUAAGGCAGCAGAUGCCGUAGUCGGUCAGAUCAUUACCAAUGGCGGCAUCGCUGUCGCCAACUACGACAGCGUCGAAAACGGCAAAUCGAUAAUUGACACAGCUAUAUCCAAUUUCGGACGUAUUGAUAUUCUCAUCAAUAACGCAGGAAUACUCCGUGAUGUUAGUUUCAAAAACAUGAACGACGACGAUUGGGACUCUGUACAAGCCGUGCAUAUGCGAGGAGUCUAUAAAACUACCCAAGCAGCAUGGUCAUAUUUUCGACAACAAAAAUUUGGAAGGAUUAUCUUGACCUCAUCAGCAGCAGGCUUAUAUGGGAACUUUGGCCAGUGCAACUAUUCUGCUGCCAAGUCCGGCAUGGUUGGACUUGGUGAGACCCUGGCCAAGGAGGGUGUAAAGUACAACAUCCUCACAAACAUCAUCGCCCCAGUAGCGGCGAUCCGGAUGACAGCAACUGUAAUGCCUCCGGACUUACUUCAUCAAUUAACGCCAGAUUGGGUCGUGCCUAUUGUCGCCGUUCUCGUGCACCCUGACACGAAUUUUGAAAACGGUUCGGUCAUUGAGGCAGGGGCUGGGCAUGUCUCGAAAAUUCGAUGGGAGCGCUCAGCCGGGGCUCUUCUCAGGUCUGACGAAACACUUACACCUGGAGCAGUUCUUGCCAAGUGGACAGAUGUUAAUGACUUCUCCAACGCUGAAUAUCCGAACACGACCGCCGACUUGGUGGGCCUUCUCAAACGUUCGCAAAGUCUACCUCCCAAUGAUCCAGGGGAGACUAUACGCUUCGAUGGAAGGGUAGCCGUCGUGACAGGCGGGGGUGCUGGCUUGGGCCGUGCAUACAGCUUAGGGCUGGCCAGACUUGGGGCAUCUGUUGUUGUCAAUGACCUUGCGAACCCCCACACCGUCGUCGAGGAGAUCCGCGCCUCGGGAGGCACCGCUGUCCCAAAUCAGUCUUCAGUCGAAAAUGGAGAGGAAGUCAUCAAGACAGCCAUUGAUUCAUUUGGAAGGGUGGAUAUCUUGAUAAAUAACGCUGGUAUACUCCUAGACAAGUCCUUCCAAAAUAUGACUGAUGAGAUGUGGGAUGCUGUUAACGACGUCCACCUCCGAGGAACAUACAAGUGUGCGAAAGCGGCUUACCCUUACAUGAGGAAGCAGAAUUAUGGUCGCAUCAUAAACACAACUAGCACAAGUGGAACAUAUGGAAAUUAUGGGCAAGCCAACUAUGCCACAGCUAAAACUGCCAUUGUAGGAUUUUCCAAAGCACUUGCUAUUGAGGGACGCAAAAACAACAUCAUUGUCAACUGCAUUUCGCCGUCUGCGGGUACAAAUCUGACCAAGGGGGUUCUGCCCGAGGAGAUUGUCAAGUCCCGGAAACCAGACUAUGUUGCACCGAUAGUUCUUCUCCUGUCCUCUGACAAGGUCCCGGCUGAUGCUUCCGGUCGGAUAUUCGAGGCUGGAUGUGGAUGGCAGGCAAGAACAAGAUUCCAGCGAUCCGACGGCUAUGACUUCCCGCGGAACACUCCUCUAACCCCAGAGAUGGUGUUGGGCAAGUGGUCCGAGAUUGUCUCUUUCACGCCUGGGAAGACCAGUAAUCCAGAAAUGAUCUCUGACUCUCGCGAUCGCAUCCUGGCAAACAUCAAAAUAUCCGGAGACACUCCUCCCAGCGGCCGGCAGUGGCUAGACGCGAUUGCGAAAGCCCGGAGCGCACCGGCACAGCGUUCUAGUAUGACUUUUACCGACAAAGAAGUUCUACUAUACAACUUAUCACUCGGAGGUACCCCUUCGCAACUUCCGUUAGUGUUUGAGAAGCACCCUGACUUUCAUGUGCUUCCUUCGUUUGGUGUGAUUCCGGGCACUACCGCCUCCCGGCCAUUCAAGUUGGAAGAUCUCGUACCCAAUUUCAACUACAAAAACAUGCUUCAUGGAGAGCACAUGCUUGAAAUCCGCAAAUAUCCCAUCCCUACUUCCGGUACUUUUAUAUCAGAAUGCCGACUGAUCGACAUACUCGAUAAAGGCAAAGCAAGCAUCGCGAUUAUUGGCACCCUGACGAAAGAUGCAGCUACUGGGGACGAGAUCUUCUACAAUGAGCUAACACUCUUCCUCCGUGGCACUGGCGGGUUCGGUGGAAAGACGACUCGAUCCGAACACAGCAGCACCAAGUCGUCCUCUUCUCCGCCAAGCCGGAAACCAGACGUGAUCAUUGAAGAGAAGACAUCCGUUGGCCAGGCGGCCCUGUACCGGCUGAACGGGGACAGAAAUCCUCUCCAUAUAGAUCCCGCAGCGAGUAGUGCUGGGGGCUACAACAAACCCAUCCUUCAUGGACUGUGUACAUUCGGCAUCGCCACUAAGCAAAUUGUUCUGAACUAUGGUCCCGUCAAGAGCAUAAGGAUGAGAUUCGUGGGAGUUGUCACCCCUGGUGAAACGCUUCGAAUCGAGUCAUGGAAGGACGGAAAUGAUAUCAUAUUUCAAGUCAAGACAAAAGAAAGCGGGACGUUAUGCACUGCAGGUGGGUGUGCCACUCUGGAACAACCAUUGAAAACACGUCUAUAG
Clonostachys byssicola is the source of this 2694-nucleotide messenger RNA. NCBI's taxonomy places the organism in Eukaryota, Fungi, Ascomycota, Sordariomycetes, Hypocreales, Bionectriaceae. The record is from the annotation of a GenBank genome assembly.